Messenger RNA from Filobasidium floriforme, 183 nucleotides. RefSeq names its product translation machinery associated TMA7. Bases 1 to 183 code for a protein of 60 amino acids. Lineage: Eukaryota; Fungi; Basidiomycota; Tremellomycetes; Filobasidiales; Filobasidiaceae. The transcript has 3 exons. The record is from RefSeq and is a predicted model, not a curated record.
AUGUCCGGACGUCAAGGCGGAAAGCUCAAACCCCUCAAGGCGGCCAAGAAGGAAAAGGUCGAGCUCGACGACGACGACAAGGCCUUCAAGGAGCGUCAGAAGAAGGAACAGGCCGAGUUGAAGGCUGCUGCUGCCAACGCCGGCAAGAAGGGACCGUUGGCUGGGGGUGGGAUCAAGAAGUGA